CGCCAGCUGUAUAUCAAUGAUCACUGCUUGGAUUGUUCGUAAUGUCAGAUUAUAAUCGGCGACGGGCAAGGAUUGGGUUCAUUGUCAUUCGUUCAUCGUCGAUCGCAUUUCGCGUACUUAUACGCGCGUGUGUGGCCGCGUGCGUGUCAAUGAUUACGCAUUUGUAUCAGAUCGCCACGUAACAAGGCGCGAUUGCGUGCGGCAGAAGCACGUGUAUCAUUGAAAGACGGACCACGUGGGAUGUACACGCCACAAAGGAAGAAUGGAAAAUUCGUUGCGCAGUCUCUCGCUUUCUCCUUGUCUCCUCUUUCGCGCCUUUCUCUCUCUCUCUCUCUCUCUCUCUCUCUGUGUCUUUCAAUUCUUUCCUUCAUCGCUCUACUUGUUGCAGCCGACAAUAGUGUAUACUAUCUGCUUGUCACGUCAUAGGGUUGAUAAAUCGAAGACGUCCGCAUCAUGUUCCUAUUACCUCUCCACUUUCUUUCACUUCCUCGAAUUCGUCUCUCUAUGCGGCUCUGCCAAGUUCUAUCUAUAUAAAGUCUCAUCUAGUCCAGAGAUCUAGAUCGCUAAUAGAUUAUUCUUUCAUGAUACUUUUCCUAAGCUCGAAAGCGGAAGAAAACCUCGAACAGGUUUUUCUGGAGAAAUUGCAAUUGUAAACUAUUGCGAGCGCCAAAUAUGGUGUUUUAGGAAAGAAGCGUCGUUGCAUUAUGGAAACGUGACAGGAACCAGAAAAUUCUUAUAUUACAAUGUAAAACAAAGCAAACUAAAGAGAUUUAUAAAGUUCCCACGGAACUUCCACUCAACAUGGCAUAGGAUUGAGCUGUCGCUAUAGUGAUGUAUGGAAUAAUACUUCCCGGGUGUCACAAUACGGUUAAUCGUCCUAAAGCCGAUGUUAAGCCGCCUAUUCAGGAUGCUAUGGAAGGGGAGGUAGCUUCAGAAUUGCGCUUAUAAUGGCCGCAAACAGUAGCGAGGUAGGCGAGUCGGUAUAAAAUCGAACGAUUCCUCGAUCAGUCACAGUAUUCGGACUUGUCCUUACGGUGUAUCGUCAUCGUGAUCUUUACUGUGCAUUGUUGUACUAAGACGCAAGAGAUGUAUCACACUAUUGUUACCAUCAUUGCCACUGUUUGUUGUUUCCUCGUAUUGAGAGCAACAGCGGAAGAGAUUGUCCAACAGAAUCAACAAUCUCUGGACCUCGGAAAUGUCGCUAUCGAAGAUCAGGUCGAUGGUGGCGCGAUACACACCAGGGAAAAGAGAACGUUAUUCUUGAAAAAGAAGCUGCUCGGCGCUGGUCUUCUUGGUUUCGGUCUUGGAAUCGCAAAGGGUUACAAGGCUGGUUACUAUACUGCACCGGAAGUGCAUCACGUUUACCUUUCGCCACCAGAGAAGUACGUGGAAUUCGUUGAGAAACCCAUUUACAUAGAGAGAAUUGUCCCAAAACCUAUUUAUAAACCGCAUGCUGAGUAUGCUGCUCCAGUCUGGUCGCAACCAGACCCAUCCUAUGGUUCCUGGUAAAUCUGGAAUGCAAUUUGAAUUACAGCGUAUAACUGCGUACCAGUCUGAUCUCCUUGUUAUACCUCGAAAUUCUAGGAAAUUCUAGGAAAUUCUAGGAAAAUAAUUACGGGUGCAUCAUGUUGAGUCUCAGUCAGGUUACCUAAGUUUAAGUAUAUAAGAAUAACAAUAAGAGUAUCUAGUGUAAUCAGAGAGAUUGUUAUUUUUGUUACCGAUGUUACAGAUUAAAUAAAUUAC
Molecule: messenger RNA, 1743 nt
Organism: Acromyrmex echinatior (Panamanian leafcutter ant)
Lineage: Eukaryota; Metazoa; Arthropoda; Insecta; Hymenoptera; Formicidae
Source: RefSeq, a predicted model, not a curated record